Molecule: messenger RNA, 1392 nt
Organism: Penicillium daleae
Lineage: Eukaryota; Fungi; Ascomycota; Eurotiomycetes; Eurotiales; Aspergillaceae
Exons: 5
Coding region: 1-1392 (463 amino acids)
Molecular function (GO): flavin adenine dinucleotide binding; monooxygenase activity
Source: RefSeq, a predicted model, not a curated record
AUGGUCCUCGUUAAAAAGAUCAAGGAAUCAACUACUGCUACAAAGGUCGCUGCCGGCCAAGCUGGCGCAACGGCAGAGGAUCCUAUCGAUGCUCUCAUUAUUGGAGCUGGUCCAUCUGGGAUGGUCUGUUUGCGCAAUCUUUUAAGAGAUCAACCGCCACUCUCUGCGAUUAUAGUUGAACGCCAAGCAGUUCCCGGUGGCAUUUGGACGGGCCAUAUCCCGGAAUACUCAACGCUGCAGGAUCUGAUCUGCGAAUAUGAAGUCCACGGUGUCAAAUUCCCUCGACGAGAGCCUCAAAGACGCGCAACGAGAGACCAAGUUGCCGAGUUUUGCGAUGCUUAUUUCACAGAGUUCGAUCUACAUGACCACGUGAUCUGGGAGCACGAUGUGGCUCAUGUCGAGAUGGUCAAGCCUAUGCUGCACAAAGUCGUCAUUCGCCCAUUCGGGAAGGAAAUCGAGGCAGUUUCGAGCCAAACCGUUUAUACACGGAGUGUUCUUGUUUGCACGUUCCCCGGUCAGGAAACAGCAAAAUUCCCUAUCAAGCAUAACAACAACAUUCGCGAUGCAAGUGAAUUACCAGAUUCUGAUAUUCUCGUUAUCGGUGCCGGACCUUCAGCCAUGGACAUUAUCCAGGAAGCUUGCGUCAAGCAAGGUGCGAAGAAUGUACAUCUAGUUGCACGAUCUCCUCACUGGGGCGCUCCUGAUCUGUGGUGGCCCUGGCUAUGGCAAAUGGGAUGGACGGAACUGCAUCUCAUGCGCGUGCUCUACCGCCGCUUGCCUAUUUUUGUGGUGGAUGCCAUCUUCUGGCUCAUUCAUCUCGCCUGGGCAGUCUUCCAUGGCGUGCCAGAGUGGAAGCCUCCUACCCAUGAAGGACCAUCUGCAAAGGUUGGUCUAAUCCUGAGGUCCCAUCUGGUGAAACCCUAUCACAAUGGUCAAUUCCAUAUCCACGACAAGUGCGGAAUCCAAGAGAUCGAUGGAGAGAAAGUUGUCCUCACCAACGGCACGGCCCUUUACCCCAGGAUGCUGGUGGCUGCAACAGGCUGGUCAACCGAGUCUGCAUAUCUCCCCGAAGGAUCUCCAGCCGGUGAAUAUGACUCUCUGGCUGCUGCAGAUGCACCACGACCUCUAUAUCUCCGGUUCUACGACCAGGAUUACCCAGGAAUCUUCUAUAUCUCCGUGUCUGCUGGUUUCAUCACGUACACGGAGAGUGCGUCUUUCCUCAGCCAGGCUAUCGGUCAGAUUCUGCGUGGCACCUGGACACCUCCUUCCGAGGAGGAGAUCAAGAAGAACUUGAAAGAGGUUGUUUUGCAUCACAUCUGCCUUCCUGGUCUCAUUGAGGAGGACCUUGCCGCUGCAGGCUUCAAAGACCUGCGUGGUAAGAAUGAGCGUUGA